This is a messenger RNA of Nyctereutes procyonoides (raccoon dog), 1992 nucleotides long. It is a transcript of the gene CATSPERH, whose product is annotated as transmembrane protein 262. The coding region runs from base 1642 to 1992 and encodes 116 amino acids. The record is from RefSeq and is a predicted model, not a curated record. The transcript is spliced from 3 exons. Lineage: Eukaryota; Metazoa; Chordata; Mammalia; Carnivora; Canidae.
GAUUUUAUUUAUUUAUUCAUAGAGACACACACAGAGAGAGAGAGAGGCAGAGACACAGGCAGAGGGAGAAGCAGGCUCCAUGCAGAGAGCCGGACGUAGGACUCGAUCCAGGGUCUCCAGGAUCACGCCCCGGGCUGCAGGCGGCGCUAAACCGCUGCGCCACCGGGGCUGCCCUACUUGGAUAAUUUUUAACUGGUUUUGAGCCAGAAGCCCUAAUGUAUAAAAUUUCAUUUGUAUUCACAUGAGAAUGGAGAUGGAAACAAUGGUUUUAACAUUUGGCCAAAAAGUGGGCGUUGGGGGUCACUACUGUAAUGUGUCUGAGGGACUGUUGUGAUUAAUGACACUGGGCAGCAAGCAUGGAUGUGGCAGGAGACUUUGGGUCUUGGCUGGACCCUGAACCUAACUUCCGAGGCAGGCAGAUAGGAAGGAGGUCCUGGAGGUGGCUAUGUUCAAGCUGUCCUUCUUCUACUCUAGUUCCUGGGAGUUUCCAUGUCCCUCCAUACCAUUUCUGCCCAUUUUUCUGGAUGAUACUGCUGAGGAUCCUAGAGUUUUCACCUCUUCCACGUACAGAGGAAACGUUUUCUUGUUGCUUAUGAGUGUCCCUGACCAAUCACAGCCUCGAGUAGAACUGGAUCUUUGUCUCAAUACUCACUCCCUCAGGGGGAUCCCUGGGUGGCUCAGCAGUUUAGAGCCUGCCUUUGGCCCAGGGUGUGAUCCUGGAGACCCGGGAUCGAGUCCCAUAUCAGGCUCCCGGCAUGGAGCCUGCUUCUCCCUCUGCCUCUCUCGUGAAUAAAAAAAAUCUUAAAAAAAAAAAUCUUAAAAAAACCUCACUCCCUCAUUCAAUGGCUCUUAGUGCCUGGGCUGACGCUCCUUCUCUGUACCUCAAACUUGUGUGCAAUAUAGGAUUCAUGCCACCAGCUUAGCCUGGGAACUCUUGUAAAGGACAGAGGUGAUGGAUGUGCUUGAAGGUGACAGAGAGGGGAAAGCUGGCCAGCAUCACGUCUUAGAACAUGUGAGGGAGGAUGGAAAAGCCAGUUGCUCUCUGGGCCAUGCCUAGAGAGGGCAUGGGGAAGGUCCCAGGACAGCUGUGGGCAUGCUCUUAUCUCCCUUUUAGGGAAUGGAGCAAAUAUUUAGAGCUUACAAUUCAGCACAGGCCUCCCUUGUACUGGGAAUGCCCUCCAGCUACACACCCGGGCCUAGUCUCUUGCUAGCCUAAGAUUUGCUGUGGAUCUAGGAUGUGCCCUACCACUUUUCUGAGCCCCGGCUCUGUAGAAGAAAUAUGCCCACAGUGCCUCCUCUGUGGAAUUGUCAAGACUCAGCGAGAAGAUAAUGCACAAGACCACAAAGUGUGCAGGCAGGAUAAGGGACACUAUCCCUUCAUCGACACUCCUGCUGGUCUGUACCUUUAGCCCUCCAACCUUCGAUAAUUUGGAACUCCCCCAGCCACCCAUGAACCACUCCUGUAUUGGCUGGAACCAGACUGUAUUCUAGAAUCUUGUCCCCUCCAAUGUCUUCAUGGUUCUAGCAUCCCACCACUAUUCUAGACUGUACGCUCUAGAAGUAGGGGGUCAGUUGCUUCUCCUAAAUAGUUUUGGCUUGGUCAAGUUCCACUGGCUCACUUGAGUCUAUGCUCUUGCCAGGAUGCGGUGGCGGGACCGACUGGCUGUGCUCUUCUUCCCCCAAGGCAUGGUUCUCAGUGCUGCCGCACUGAUGCUCUUCUUUAUACACCUUGGCGUCUUUGCCAGCGAUGUGCACAACUUCUGCGUCACCCACCACUAUGAUCGCAUGAGUUUCCACUACACUGUUGUCCUGAUGUUCUCCCAGGUGAUCAGCAUCUGCUGGGCUGCCAUGGGGUCACUCUAUGCUGAGAUGACAGAUGACAAGUUUUUUCGGUGCUUUGCCCUGACCAUCCUAAUGCUAAACGGAGCCAUGUUCUUCAACCGCCUGUCCCUUGAGUUUCUGGCCAUCCAGUACCGGGAGGAGAACCACUGA